AUGUUUUCUUCCUCAACGAACAAUAGCGGCAAUAGCUGGAACACGGCAACCAGUUUUGGGAAGUCGCUGUCCUUUGCUGGACCUUCAAGCACGUCUGGAGGAUUAUUUGGAAGCAGUGCUAAUGGGCCUAGCACUGGUGGAGGAGGAUUGUUUGGCCAAACCAACUCAAAUUCUGGUACAUCAGGUUCUACAGGAGGAGGGUUGUUUGGAAAUAGCAACUCUUCGACCUCCAACCCUCCAGCAUUGAGUGCAGCUGGUGGGUUGUUUGGCUCAUCUAAUCAACAGACUACUCAAAACCAGCCGUCCGCCAUUGGAGGUGGUGGUUUAUUUGGCAACAGUGCACUGUCAAGCUUGGGGUUCAAUCAAAGUCAAUCCCAGAACCAGAACCAGAAUCAGAACCAGAAUCAGAACCAGAAUCAGAAUUCUGGCAGUACUGUAGGCGGCCUUUUUGGAUCAGCCAAGUUACCGGGCGCUACAUCCUCCGGCGGGUUGUUUGGAUCAUCAACAACAGGCUCCAAUCUGCUCAACUUGAAUAGUAAUAACACAGGUCUAUUCAAUAACAGUAAUAACAACAUCGGCAUCAAUAGUAACAGCAAUAAUUUGAGUGCAAAUUCCAAGGGUGGUAGCUCUUUUAACGCAAACCCCUAUAAUUAUGAUACUUCGUUUGCUAAAAUCAGACAAAAUGUGGAUCUGAUGCCCAACUCGAUCACUGAGAAUUUAUUCUUGAAUGAUGACAAGGCUACUGAUAAGAACAAAGAAACGAGUAGAAAAAGAGGGUUCUCAGAAGUAAGUAAACCAAACCUGAUCAAUUCUCUGUCAUCUUCUGCCUCAUCGUCCUCAUUAUUGUCCAGACUCGGUCAGACUAUAAGGUAUUUCCGUUCAAAUUUCUCGUCGGGUUCAUCUCAGGCACCCUCCAUAGCGAAACAAGACCACGAUCCAGCAUUAAAGGGCAUAUUCACGGCAUCUAACUAUGUGAGCUAUAAAUCCAGUCAAAAUGUGAGUGCAAACGUAGCUGCCCAAGUGAAUAGCAGCAAGAGAUCAAGACAAUCCCCUUCAAAAUAUUCAGCCAGAGUUCAUUCUAGCCUGCUGAGUGACUUCAAAAAGUUAGUAAUUAAAUCCAAGCCGUUGAAAUUUCAUCUCAUAGAUACAGAAAAGGUGUUCAAUUCAAAACGUAGAAGGGUUUUAGUUGAAGAUGAAAAGAUCGUUCUGUCGGACGAUAUUUUGAACAAGAACGGUAAUUCAUUCUUAGCUGAUGAUGAUGAUGAUGAUGAUGACGAUGACGAUGACUUUGAAACAAGCAAAAGCGGCAAUUACGGAAAGCCCUACAGUCGUUCAGCUUAUAACUCGAACAAAAGCGUGAAACAAACUAUAAUCAACCAAGAUAAAUUGAAGGAGGAAAAUAAAUUGGAUGAUAGAGACCUCAAUAAUGGAUAUUGGUGCUCACCUUCAAUUUCCGAAUUGAUCAAGUUGUCAGUGAAAGAAUUAUCUGAAGUUGAUAAUUUCAUUAUUGGGAGAGUUGGGUAUGGACAAAUUUCAUACAACUUUCCUGUUGAUUUAUCAGGAGCUGCUAUGACAUGUAAACAAAACGAAGAAACUCUCAAUAAAGAACUAUUCGGUAAGAUAGUGCAGUUCAAAAAGAAACAUCUUUUGGUGUAUGAAAACUUCGGAGAUGAGAAACCUCCCAUUGGGUUUGGACUAAACGUCCCUGCCACUAUUACAUUGGAAAACAUAUUUGCCAAGGAUGGCGAAAAUAGUUCCCAAUUUAUAAAGAAAUUACAAAACCUUAAGGGAAUGGAUUUUGUGACCUACGACUUAAUCACUGGAAGCUGGGUUUUCAAAGUAAUGCAUUUCAGUGUUUGGGGUUUGGUUGAAGAAGAAGAUAAUGAAGAAAACGAUGAAAAGCUACUUGCAAUUAAAAGGAACCAAGAUUCUAGAGAAGAGGAAUCAAGAUUAGAAGCAUCCAAAAUAUACGGAACACCAGAGUAUAGAGAUGAAAUCAAAAGACAAAAAUUGAAAAGCUAUACAAACCAACUACCAGGUGGCUGGGAAAAGUUAUCAGAAUCUCAAUUGCAAGAUCGAGCUCUAGCCAUAAAAAGAGGGUUAGUUGAAGACGAAGUCAAUCAAGAAUUGAACAAUUUUGUUGAAGAACAGAGAAUGCACCACAUAAAUGAUGAUGUUGCUGACAUUACCAUAGACGAAGAGGAGGAAGAUAAUUUGAUUAAAUCUCCCGAUAUUUACAAUGGUGAUGCUGAAACAAGAGAUAGGUUCGACGAUACCUAUGGUGAAAUUCAACUGGGAAAAUUGAAGUAUUUGAAGCAACUUGUAAGUGUGUUACCAAGAAAUAUUGACUUGAACGAUCUAGUGGAUGAAAAGGCUUAUGAGCCUGAGGUGACAGACGACCAAAUCUUCGACAAUAUUCAGGUGAGACCUAAUCUUGCUAUCUCUGAUGAUUGGCUAGUGCAAUUGGAGUUAUCAAAUGAUAUAAACAGUUCAUUAAAUCCACUCAAAUGGAAUCAGAAAAAUCUUCCAGAACUUGAAAGUGGUAGAGGAAUUCUUGGUAGUGAUUUGGAUAAUAUUUUAUUUAAUGACUUCAACAAGGAGGCAUCACAGAUAGGCAUAGAUAUAGACGAAGUAGGCUCUAAGAGAUUGGCAAAACUUUCAGACUCCAAGAAGAAGCUUACCUCAGCUGUGGAUACAACUAUUUCAAAGGUACUUAGAGAUUUACUUCUGAAAUCAGAAAUAAAUUCUCGCAAUACCACUGGUUAUCCGAAGGUAUCCAAUACUGUCGAUUUUACCUUUCGGGACUUGUUCUUGUUAGAUAGUGAUUUAUCCAUUGUCAAACUAUGCUAUGCAUUAUUCGAAGAUAUUCCACUUUCUGCAAGUCUUAAUAUUGAUUCAUCGAAUAAAAAGUUGGUUACUCAUUUAAGAAAUUUACAGAGGAGAAAUCUUUUGAAAGAUUGGUUGAAAGAAUUGAACGGGGUUGCUGUUGAAAAUUUAAUUAUAGAGUCUUCUGAUAUUGGCGAUUCUUUGUCGUCUAUAUUUUAUAUCUUAUGCCUUGGAGAUAUCAAGCGAGCAGUUGAAGUGGCUACCAACUCCAGAAACAGCCAUCUUGCUGUAUUGUUGACUCAAAUUGAUGCAAAUGACUCUGGGGCUAGAGAAAUUGCUCUGGUUCAAUUGAAAUACUGGAGUCAAAAUGGUGCAACAGAACUUAUUCCUGAAUCAUUAAUUAAAAUAUACUCUGUUCUUGCGGGCGAGUUUGAUGAAGUUGCCAAUAACCUCCCAUGGAGUAUUGGAUUUGCUUUGAAAUAUAUUUAUGGUUCCUUGAACAAUUCAUUAUCAGCAUCGGUAGCUGAAUUCCAGAAUCAAAUCAGCUCGGGUCCCAUUAAAGAUGUUUUCAAUUUGGUAGUGUUGCAAAAAGGCGAAAAUCACACAGCUAAUGUCAUCGAAUCACUUCGAGCUAGUGAGAAUAUAUCAUUGAAAUUAAAGUGGUUGAUUUCUGUCAUUUUUUCUUCGGGAAGUGGUAAGGACUUUGUUCCCGACGAUUUAACUUCAGAAUUUGGUCAAUACUUAGUUGCAAACGGUUUGUGGAAAGAUGCAAUAUACGUAUAUAGUAGGUUGCAAGACGACCAAGAGAAUUCAUUGAAGACUAAGGAGUUGAUUUUCGAAAAUAUUGAGGAAAUAUUAGAAACUUCAUCUGAAAGUUACUUGGUGGAAGUGUUAAAAAUCCCGCAGUCUUUAAUCCACGAAGCUAUUGCUGAAAACGAAGGUAAGAGAGGAGACCAUUGGAAACAAUGUGAAGCGUACGUGAAGGCUAAGUCUUGGGAAAAGGUUCACGACUGUAUAACAACGCAUAUUGGGCCAUCCACUGUGAUUUCCAAGAAUUUGAGAGAUAGAAAUCAGUUAUUGGACAUAGUUGACCAAAUUCCUCAACGAGGAUUAAUCAUUCCACAAUGGGCCCAAGGAGCUGGAAUUUUCGUACAGUACAUCGAGUUAUUGAAGUACCAACACGAGAACUUCUCAGAAUAUACAGAAGAGUAUAAGUCACUUAUCAACUCGCUUAUUACAAAUAUCCCAUUGAUAAAAACUUCUCCAACUACCCCAUUUGAAAAUAGUGUUGCAUUGAUUAUCAUUUCCAAGAAGGUUGGAGAUUGGGCCAUAAAAAUGGGAGGCUUUUCAAAGGAAAAAAUAUUAUCUUUGAAACUAGGAGAGAACGAAAUCCAGUAUUUCAAAAACAGGUUGGCAAUUGCAGAGGACAUAGACGGAAUAGCGGUGUAG
This is a messenger RNA of Dujonia railenensis, 4275 nucleotides long. The record is from the annotation of a GenBank genome assembly. NCBI's taxonomy places the organism in Eukaryota, Fungi, Ascomycota, Pichiomycetes, Serinales, Debaryomycetaceae.